This is a messenger RNA of Lathyrus oleraceus (garden pea), 2064 nucleotides long. RefSeq lists its product as uncharacterized. The transcript has 4 exons. The record is from RefSeq and is a predicted model, not a curated record. NCBI's taxonomy places the organism in Eukaryota, Viridiplantae, Streptophyta, Magnoliopsida, Fabales, Fabaceae. The coding region runs from base 505 to 1134 and encodes 209 amino acids.
UAAUUUAUUAGGUCGGUAAUUAAUCCUGUUUAAUUUCCCUUCUCAUUUUUCAGUUAACAUAAAAACUCAUGAAUAAUGAUUUAUCAUAUAAUAUCAAGUCUUAAUUUGUUUAAGAAGGUUAAUACUUCACAGUAAAUCCAUGAACUGCGAAUUUGGUUAAAAAUCUCCAACUUCGGAACCUUCCUUCAACAAUCAAUUUUCUAAUAACUUUUCAAUUUCUACCAAAAUUCUUCAAGCAACUGCAUUUGGCACUUCUUCAUCAACCAUAAACUGAAAACGCAUUUUCCAAAUUUAAUUCCUUGUUUCUGAAUUCUGUAAUGUUUGUCGAUUUCGCGUUUGCAACGCAAGAACCAUAACAAUUUGGUUAAGCUCAUGGCAACACAAGGGUUUGGCGAUUGAGGAAAUGAGGUGUUUUUCGCCACAUUUUACAAGUAAAGACAGUAGAUAGACAUGCAAGACUUUUCCUCGUCACCAAAAAUUGAAACAGACACAAUAGACUGAGACAUGGGAAGGUUGCACAACAUGUUUCAGUGCGGUGGGAGAAGUCAAGUUUUAGAGGCUCAUAUUCCCUCUGGCCAUGCAGAUGCAUCUACUUCUGCGGCUCAUGCUUCUCCAUCUUCUUCUUCCUGUAGGAGAAAGGUUUCACCUACCUACGCAUUAUUCCCUCCAUUCUCCCGCAUGCGUCAGAUUUCACCUAUUCAGGUGCCAGAGAUACCCGAGUCAUCGGUGGUACCAGAGGUACCCGAGUCAACGGUGGUACUAGAGGCACCUCCUACUACUGAUACUGGUGAUGAUUCUGAGCGAGUGCCUCCUCCUACUACUGAUGUUGUUGAGUCAGUGCCACCUCUGAACAGUGAAGUUACUGAUCCAAAGGCAUUUAGAGGAGACCCUAUAGAUUUGUCACUAUUGCCUAUAUACCCAGACCAUACUGUCAUACAUAUCUGGGACAGAGAGAUGACAUUAGACCGUGACCUGUUGAAGUUUAUUAACCAUAUGCGGAAGAUUACUGGCUUGCCUCAACCGAAUGAGUAUUGGUUUCAGGCAGCUUUGCUCCUAUUUGGGAUGAAGGACUUGUGCAUGAUCGGUUAUAUUACGGUCAACCAUGGGAUGCUUAAUGCAUUCGUGGAGAGAUGACACUUAGAGACCUCGUCAUUUCAUCUCCCGCUUGGUGAGAUAUCUAUCACACUCGACGAUGUGUCGUGUUUGCUACAUCUUCUGAUAAGGGGAAGACUUCUAGAUCAUGGGACGAUAACCAAAGACGAGGCACUCAAGAUGAUGGUAUACUAUAUAGGGGUUGACCCUACAGAGGUGAAUGAGGAGUUGGAUAGGAGCAAGGGGCUCAUGCUAGGUUUGAAUACCUGAAAAAGAUAUAUGAAGAUCAGUUCUAGAGAGCACAGCAGGCUACAGGUUAUGACGAGCAGGUGGGGUUCCACACAACGCAUGCUAUUAGAGAAUACAUGCUAUAUUUGAUUGGCACUAUUAUUUUUAUGGACAAGAGUGUCACUUAUUUAUAUGUCAUCUACCUAUAGUACUUCAAAGAUUUUGAGCGGAUCCAUGAGUACAAUUGGGGGCGAUUGUUUGGUCUACUUGUACUCGAAGUUAUUAGAGGGAUGUAGAUGGAAACCGAAGCAGGUCACAAGCAACAUCACACUACUGGCGGUAAUAUUUAUUGGUCUUUUAAUCUUUUUGCUCCAGGAUAUCCAGCGAUGCCAGCUCAUCAAAAGAUACUAGAGGAGGAGCAGACACAAUUAGAUCAUGUUGAAGAUUUCUUGCCUAGAUGUCGUCGCAUAAUGGAGAUUACGCAUGCAUGUAUUGAUAGAGGUGUCUUCCCUGAUGGGUAUUAUGUGAGGCAGGUCCUAGAUUCCAUCAUGACGGAGGCACGUGGGCCAUUGAUGUACCGGAGACAGCGCCAGAGGGCGUGAGAUUAUUGGUAUAGGAGGUAAAGGAGAUGUAGUCCGAUAGACACAGUAGUGCAGUAGUAUAUAGUAGUUGUACUAUAAAUUGUUUUUUAUUUUCACCAUAUGUUACUUUAUCGUUGUAUUCGACUUUAUUUAUAUAUGACGU